AGUCUUUGCUGUUCCGUCCCUGCUACCGCAUUGCUGUAUUGCAGGGGGUGCCCGCAUUGCGCAGGCACAGCCAAUACUUCCAUCCCCUCCAAGGAGCAUAAAACUGCCUGGGCCACAGUGUAUAGCUGGUGCUGUCUGAGGUCGCAGCCACAGCGCCGAUUUGAAACCCUAAAGCUAAGCCCACUCUUCACAUCUCAGAAUGGGUAAGGAGAAAAUCCACAUCAACAUCGUGGUCAUUGGCCAUGUGGACUCGGGCAAGUCCACCACUACUGGUCACCUCAUCUACAAGUGUGGAGGCAUCGACAAGAGGACCAUCGAGAAGUUCGAAAAGGAGGCUGCAGAGAUGGGGAAGGGUUCCUUCAAGUAUGCCUGGGUGCUGGACAAACUGAAGGCCGAGCGGGAGCGUGGGAUCACCAUCGACAUCUCCCUCUGGAAGUUUGAGACCACUAAGUAUUACAUCACCAUAAUCGAUGCACCCGGGCACAGAGACUUCAUCAAGAACAUGAUCACAGGGACCUCUCAGGCAGACUGUGCAGUGCUCAUUGUAGCAGCCGGGGUCGGCGAGUUUGAGGCGGGGAUAUCGAAGAAUGGGCAGACGCGGGAGCAUGCCCUCCUGGCCUAUACACUUGGAGUGAAACAGCUCAUUGUCGGCGUCAACAAAAUGGACUCUACGGAGCCUCCUUACAGUGAGAAGCGGUACGAUGAAAUCGUGAAGGAGGUCAGCGCUUACAUCAAGAAGAUCGGCUACAGCCCCUCUGCUGUACCUUUUGUGCCCAUCUCUGGUUGGCAUGGCGACAACAUGCUAGAGCCAUCUCCAAAUAUGCCCUGGUUCAGAGGCUGGAAACUGGACAGGAAAGAGCACCAUGCGAGUGGGGUCAGUCUGCUGGAGGCCCUGGACACCAUCAUGCCCCCUACCAGGCCCACGGACAAGCCCCUUCGCCUGCCCCUGCAGGACGUGUACAAGAUCGGAGGUAUUGGGACGGUACCAGUGGGGAGGGUGGAGACGGGGAUCCUGCGGCCCAGUAUGGUGGUGACCUUUGCCCCCGUGAACAUAACCACAGAGGUCAAAUCGGUUGAGAUGCACCACGAGGCUCUGAAUGAGGCCCUGCCCGGUGACAAUGUGGGCUUCAACGUGAAGAACGUCUCUGUGAAGGACAUCCGGCGAGGGAACGUGUGUGGGGACAGCAAGUCUGACCCUCCCCAGGAGGCCUCGGGGUUCACAGCCCAGGUGAUCAUCCUUAAUCACCCGGGUCAGAUCAGCGCAGGCUACUCCCCCGUCAUCGACUGUCACACAGCGCACAUCGCGUGCCGCUUCGCCGAGCUCAAAGAGAAGAUCGACCGCCGCUCCGGGAAGAAGCUGGAGGACGACCCCAAGACCCUCAAGUCCGGCGACGCCGCCAUCGUGGACAUGGUACCUGGGAAACCCAUGUGCGUGGAGAGCUUCUCCAAGUACCCACCCCUGGGUCGAUUUGCUGUUAGAGACAUGCGGCAGACGGUCGCUGUUGGAGUCAUUAAGAAUGUUGAGAAGAAGACCAGUGGUGCCGGCAAGAUUACCAAGUCAGCCCAGAAAGCCCAGAAAUCUGGCAAAUGAAUCAAGCAGUGGCGCAACAGGACCACCUCACCUCAGACUCUCCAGCCACACGCCCAGCGCCAGCACCACCACCCCACCGGGCAUGCCCACACAUGUGCUUGUAACACACUCUUUGUCAAUGACUGGAUGUUAACCAUCAAAGUUCAAUGGAAGUUCUUCAAGAGGAAAAGCAUGCCCCAUGCAUUUGUAAAGGCUACUUGUGAGUUUUACCAUUAAACUGGUCCAAGCACUA
Messenger RNA from Anguilla anguilla (European eel), 1823 nucleotides. RefSeq names its product elongation factor 1-alpha 2. Gene Ontology annotation, biological process: translation; translational elongation. The transcript has 8 exons. The record is from RefSeq and is a predicted model, not a curated record. Gene Ontology annotation, molecular function: GTPase activity; GTP binding; translation elongation factor activity. Bases 200 to 1591 code for a protein of 463 amino acids. NCBI's taxonomy places the organism in Eukaryota, Metazoa, Chordata, Actinopteri, Anguilliformes, Anguillidae.